Rhipicephalus microplus (southern cattle tick) is the source of this 1473-nucleotide messenger RNA. RefSeq lists its product as uncharacterized. The record is from RefSeq and is a predicted model, not a curated record. NCBI's taxonomy places the organism in Eukaryota, Metazoa, Arthropoda, Arachnida, Ixodida, Ixodidae.
AUGGAGUGGCACGAAAAAUUCAUGAGCGACGUUGCUGAUGACUUCGUCACGCGGCAUCGGUGCUUCCUCAAUGAUGGGCCGACCAGGGAAACAGGUACCGUGCUGAGCCUUGCGUGCGCCCAGUGCCUGGUUGGUGUGCUAGCCAGCGACAGCAACAUCGUGGCCCGCAUCUCGUGCGCCCUUUUCGGCAUGCUUGGCCUCCGGUACUUGGGAAUGGGCUUUGUUGCCGCCUCUUUACUUGCCGGAAGCCUACUGCCGGCCUCGCAUCCGGUGCUGCUGCUCGCCGUGCGCCUCGUCGAACGUGUCGUCGGUGACCUCGAGGCUGACGCACUAGACGCUCAGCGAAGGGGUGACGGCUGGUUUGACUACUCACACGCUGCACCGAGGACAACUCGUGCUCUGAGUACUGACGACCUCUUUGACCAACUGGCUUCCACCGUCGUCUCGCUUCCGGCCAAGAAGGCGUCGACUUCUCGAAGGAAGUUCGGCCGCUUUCAUGACACGACUCCCGACGAAGACACCCUGCUGUCAGGCCAGAGCAUAGCACCCAGGCGUCGCCCUUCGAAGAUGCGAAGGAGUCUAUCGCGCAUGCUCUCUUUCUCCGGGGCUGCCCAAGCCGGACACAAGUCAAGGACGAAGUCGAUCUGCCUGCCUAAGCUACGUCCCGUUGAAGCUCCUCCGGCAUGUAUGAUACCGCACCGAGUUCCGUUUACGCGCCGGCUCACGGCGUAUGAUGUGACUGAGAGACAUGCGGCGGGGCCACGACAGCGGCGAUUAACUCUCGGCACUGCUGCUGCAGCGGCGGAGCCCGGUUCAGUCGUUUCAAGCCGGCACCUCUCCGCCGCCCCGUUGAGCCGGCGCUUGUCGCAAGCGGUGGGCCGUUUUGUAAAGCCAGCACCAGCUCAGGAUGCCGCUAUGUCUACAGCUGCCACUGCUACUGUGGCGGCUGAAGCAACCAUGGAAGCUGGGAAGCCAGAAGGCGACGAGUCAUUUCACCUACAGGUAAUCUCCACUACGGCUGCCCUGAAAAACGAGGAUGCGGGGAAGACGUCACCAAAGCCUGCACUGAAAGACAGUCGACGCAAAUCAAUGGCUGCCAAGAGAGCUUCGCUCGCCGAACCAUCACAUCUUGGUAUCACGAGUAAUAGCGACGAGCCACCACUUUACCCACGACCGCAACCACCUUCAGCGAUCAAGCGGCGCCAGUCUAUCGCUCCGCCGAGGUCGAGCACUCCAGUGACCUCGGUGUCCGACUACAGCACGAGCCACACAGUACCAGCGAUCAAGCGGCUCCGAACGGAUAAGGUCGCCUCCGUUCUACCUCAAGUUCUUGCAGACGCUGCAGCCUCAAUGGAAGCGUCUUCCACUCCUGUCCAUCGGUUGGUUUUACUUGGCUUAACAACAAAUUGGUGACCCAUUCGUAUUGUGAUAGAUAUGUAUGACUUUCACUUGAAACACGCUUUACGAGCCUGA